AUGGCUAAACGCACCAAGAAGGUGGGGAUCGUGGGUAAGUAUGGGACACAUUGCGGCGCCUCCCCCUGGAUGAUGGUGGAGAAGAUCAGCCAGCACAACAAGUACAUGUGCUCCUUCUUCGGCAAGACCAAGAUGAAGAGACGGGCCGUAGGCAUUUGGCACUGUGGUUCCUGCAUGAAAACCGUCGCUGAGGGCGCCUGGACCUACAAUACCACUUCUGCUGUCACAGUCAAAUCUGCCAUCAGAAGACUGAAGGAACUGAAAGACCAGUAGAUCUGCCAUC
Molecule: messenger RNA, 283 nt
Organism: Sorex araneus (European shrew)
Lineage: Eukaryota; Metazoa; Chordata; Mammalia; Eulipotyphla; Soricidae
Product: 60S ribosomal protein L37a-like
Exons: 1
Coding region: 1-273 (90 amino acids)
Biological process (GO): translation
Cellular component (GO): ribosome
Molecular function (GO): structural constituent of ribosome
Source: RefSeq, a predicted model, not a curated record